UAUCACUCAAGAAGAGACUGAAACACACAGCUUCCGUCCUCACUUCUCUCACUAAGUGGCCGGUGUGUGGUUCAAAGCCUUACCCAUACCCCAAAUGAAGCUCUCCAUCGGCACUCUCCGUCCCUGCACCGUCCCAUCACCCAAAUGUGUGUCUUCUUCGGUUCACUGCAGUGCCGUCAAACCUGCGGCGGCGGCGGCGACGCUCGGCCAGAGAUGGACGGAGUACCAAGGGGCUCGUAAUUGGGAAGGCUUGCUUGACCCACUUGACGAUAACCUACGUGACGAGAUCCUCCGCUACGGCCAGUUCGUUGGGGCUACUUAUAAUGCUUUCGACUUCGACCCUUCUUCUCCUUCUUAUGCCAAGUGUCGUUUCCCCAAAAGCUCUCUUUUCCGCCGAUGUGGCUUACCUCAUACCGGUUACCAGGUCACCAAGAAUCUACAUGCCACUUCGGGCAUUACAAUGCCCCGAUGGGCGGGUAAGGCACCCAAUUGGUUCUCCAACCAGACCAGCUGGAUCGGCUACGUGGCAGUCUGUGAAGACGAAGAUGAGAUAGCACGUCUUGGACGUCGUGACGUGGUUGUUGCCUAUAGAGGGACUGCCACUUGUCUCGAGUGGUUCGAGAAUCUACGUGCCACGUUGACACAUCUCCCUGGCAAAACCAAUGUGGACAUUGACGAGCCCGAGCCCAUGGUGGCCAAGGGAUUCCUGAACCUUUAUACAUCUGGAACCAAAGAGAUCCGUAGCUUAAGAGAAGAGGUGAGGGAAGAGAUUGGUCGUGUCCUUCAAUCCUACGGCGACGAACCUCUCAGCUUAACCAUCACAGGUCACAGCCUCGGUGCGGCUCUAGCGACUCUCACAGCCUACGAUAUAACCACCAACUUCCGUCAACCACCCUUGGUGACGGUCAUCUCCUUCGGUGCACCACGUGUCGGCAACCGUGGCUUCAGAUGCCACGUGGAAAAUUGCGGAAGCAAAGUACUCCGCAUUGUAAACUCGGACGACCUAGUUACAAAGGUCCCAGGCUUUGUCAUCGAAGACGAAGACGAUGACGUCUCAAAUAAAGAAAAAGAUACCGUCAACGUGGCAGGACUUCCAAGCUGGCUUCAGAGACGCGUGGAGGAUACACUAUUCCAAACCCAAUGGGUUUACGCAGACGUGGGUAGAGAGCUCCGAGUCAGCAGCAGAGACUCACCAUAUCUAACUGGACCCACCACAAAUUUAGCCACAUCACACGAGCUAGAUACGUAUCUACACUUGGUGAAUGGAUUCUUGAGCUCUGAGUGCCCUUUUCGGAAAACUGCAAAGAAAAUGUUGAGUAGACGCAGCGCAGAGAAGGCUCCGGUACUACGGUGA
Molecule: messenger RNA, 1354 nt
Organism: Macadamia integrifolia
Lineage: Eukaryota; Viridiplantae; Streptophyta; Magnoliopsida; Proteales; Proteaceae
Product: phospholipase A(1) DAD1, chloroplastic-like
Exons: 1
Coding region: 95-1354 (419 amino acids)
Biological process (GO): lipid metabolic process
Molecular function (GO): glycerophospholipase activity
Source: RefSeq, a predicted model, not a curated record